AUGGUUGAACCAAGUCAAGCCCAUCCCCCAGAAGCAUCACCCAAAAUGACCAAAGAUGAUCCAAAAAAGCAACCACAACCACGUCACACAUUUGCAUCUCGAUAUAUGAUCAGAGAUCAACACCGAGCCCUCUCAACCUUCGUUAUCAUCUUUCUGGUGUUAGCAGGAAUAACCGCCCUUAUAGUUUGGUUAGUUAAUUGUCCACAUGACCCGAAGUUCAAAGUUGUGAGUUUGGCCAUUUAUGGUCUUAACUUCACCUCCCCACCUUACGUGUCCACCACCAUGCAAUUCACUGUGGUCACUAGGAACCCUAAUAAGAGAGUCUCCUUUUACUAUGACCAGUUAUCUGCAUUUGUUUCUUACAAAAACCAGGUCAUAACUCCUCCACUGAGUCUGCCACCUUUGUAUCACGACUCAAAGAGCACGGUGGCUCUGUCACCAGUGCUGGGUGGUGGUGCGGUGCCGGUGUCGGUUGAGGUGGCCAACGGGUUAAUGAUGGAUCAGUCUUAUGGGGUGGUGAAUUUGAAGCUAAUCUUGAUUGGGAAGGUGAGGUACAAGGGUGGAGCCACAAGGACUAGGCAUCAUGGAGUGCAUGUGAGUUGUGAUGUUUUUGCAGGCUUCAAGAAGGGAUUUACAGGUCAAGUGCCUUUGCUUGGAUCAUCUGAAUGCCAAGUUGAUGCAUAA
Fraxinus pennsylvanica is the source of this 684-nucleotide messenger RNA. The record is from the annotation of a GenBank genome assembly. Lineage: Eukaryota; Viridiplantae; Streptophyta; Magnoliopsida; Lamiales; Oleaceae.